Messenger RNA from Drosophila grimshawi, 3120 nucleotides. RefSeq names its product putative ATP-dependent RNA helicase SoYb (gene fs(1)Yb). NCBI's taxonomy places the organism in Eukaryota, Metazoa, Arthropoda, Insecta, Diptera, Drosophilidae. The coding region runs from base 163 to 2982 and encodes 939 amino acids. Gene Ontology annotation, biological process: germ-line stem cell division; transposable element silencing. The transcript is spliced from 4 exons. The record is from RefSeq and is a predicted model, not a curated record.
GCAUUCUUUCAAUUGUUUAUUUGACUUUCGUUUGAUUCCAAAAGUAGUUUGUGCGUUUUAUGUAGUUUAGUUGUACAAUUUCUAGUUGUACAGUUUUUUUAAACAAAUUGUGGGACAAAUUGUGCACAUGGUAAAGAUCUUUAUCAGCAUUCUGAGCAAGCCAUGCAUCAACCAGAGCAACAGCUGUUGUCAGAGCAAAAAGAUGAGGAUGCAAAUGUAAAGAUCACAACACACCAUUUAGAUGGUGUCACAUAUAAAUAUGUGACACCGACAUCUGUAGAUGCCGGUCUUGAUUUCCUAGCCGCAAGCAUUAAAACCAAAGAUUUCAACACUGUCCGCAUUGCAAUCGCCUGCGAACAGUCGGAUGAAGCAGCCCAUCUAAUGCAGCAGUUGGGGAAACGCAGCGUCGCCAGCCUUUUGGUCAACGAGUCCAAUAUAACAACGAUAGGAACAUGCGUCGGCCUAUGGACAAGCGGCUUGAUCAAUCCCGUGCUGAUUGUAUACGAUAAUGUGCUGCAGCCACUAGCGGAGUUGGGUAAAAUCAACUGUGUGAACUACUUGAUACAUUCUUCACAGACGUUGCCACACGUGUUCCAAAAGCGCAUCCAAGCGCUUACUUCGUUCCCAGGUAACAAUACACUGGUGCUGGUCAUGAUGUGCUCAAUAGCGAACCAAACGACAAAAAAUCCGACAAGAGCGGUACCAUCUGAAGUAGCAACAAAAGCAACAUUGUGUCCAAUGCCGACUGGAAACCCCUUACCUGACCUGGGGCAAAUAGCCAAAAUCAAACCUACUGUUGUUAACGACAUAAAGGAAACAAGAAAAUUGGUCACAAGCGAACAGUUGGAGACGGGCGCUGACAAUGUCCACACAUAUAAUAACAACGGACUUCUUGCCUGCAGCCGGAAGGAACAAUCACUCUGUCGUAAAAUUGAUGAUGUGGUCGCCAUUGAGCCACAUAUAAGGAAUGCGAUGAAGAAGUUGUCCAUUGAGCACGCGAAAAACAUACAGCGCUAUGCUUGGUCACAUACUGCUGCUGGUCGCUCCCUGUGCGUCAUCGGCAAUGAGAUGAUUGGCAAAACCUGGUGCUAUUUGCCGUCGUUGUGCCAGCGGGUCUAUAAGGAGGCGUUCCGGCUUAACACUGAUGACAGCAGCAACUUUGCUCCCAGUAGCAUAAUCAUCUGUGCAAAUGCUAAACAAGGCGAGCAGAUUCAUCAGUGGUGCAUGAAACUGUUGGACUGCUGCGUUAUAAAGCUCUUCGAUCGAAGCAAUUUGAGCAUGGUCGACGCGCGUCUGAGAAGUCCCAGCGACAUCCUCAUUACCAAUGUUGAGGUGCUGUUGCAACUAAUCAAUUUGAAAUCCAUCCUUAACCCACUUGCAUUACGAUGUGUGGCCUUUGAUAAUUUUGAUUUGAUCUGGCGUUCUAGCCGAAUGGAUUGUGAAAAGGUAAUGCUUUGGCUUUUGGAUUUACUUCGCUUCGAGGCUGGCCAUGCCCAGCUGUUCAUCGUUGGGCGCCUAUGGAGCGAUAAACUGAUGCGUCGUCUACUAUCAAGAUUGCCAGAUUUGCUGCUCCUGUUCGAAGAUGCAUUGGAGGCGACGGCUUACAGUGGCAUAAAGCUGGAACUGCUGUUGACCAGCCCGAAACAUAUUGAGCAGGAUAUGCUGAAAUUGUUGCAGGCAAAGAACCUAAAAGAGGAGCGAGUGGUUCUCGUAUGCUCCGGGAAAGCAGAUGCACUCACACUACACAAACAACUCCUUGCCUCAAAUAUCGAUACUUUAGCUGUAGCCCAGUUAGGUAGUGGUGCAGAGCUACUACUUAGCAAAUGGUCAAAGGAACGCACGGCCAGUGUUCUACUUGUCGUCGAUGAUGUGCUACGCCUUUUGUGUGAUGUGAAAGUUGAUUGUUUGCUGCAUUUCAAAUUUCCAAGCUUUUGGCAACGGUUCAAGGCACGCUACACCAUCUUUUAUGGCAAUAAUCAUUCGCAACCAAACUCCGGCAAUGCCACAUCUACAAUACCCGUUUGCCUGCAGGAUGUUGAACAAAUUUGGCUAAUCUGUGAUUUUAUGUUCAAGCACGAACGAUUGCCACCCGACUUCUGGCUGUCAAUGCUGACAUCGUCUCGAAAGCAACUCGAAGAUCGGACACCGCGGCUCAAGCAGGCAGCAUGCCACCAGCUAUUGCGCUACGGUAACUGCUACCGUCACACGUGCCAGUAUCGGCAUUUCCUCUGGGAUAAUGAGCCAAGACCGCUGGAAGACUAUCCUAAAAAGAGCUUAAUAAGUUUCCAUUUGCUAAUGAGCUUUUCGCCAUCGCAACUUAGUGUACGGUCAACUAAAUUCAAGGUCACCAAAUAUUUUCUUAAUAUACCUGUUACCGAGCUGGGCGAAAGAAUUCAGUUGCACUAUGAGCAGUCGAAGAACCAACGGCGGCAUCUAGAUCCCAAGCCUGGUGACUUGUGCGUGGUGAAACAUAACAAGCUGUAUCAACGUGUGGUGGUGUUAGAAGUGGGUGAUCUAAAUCGCGUUACAAUCAAACAACUGGAUGCGGGCUCUGAUCUGGUGUUGAUAGGUAAAUCGGAUUUGCUCGAAUGCGAGGAGCAAUUUACAAACACUGCCUGGGAGGCCAACGAUCUGCGUAUCACUGGACUGACACCCUUCAAUUUGGAGCGCCUGUGGUCAGAGGAGGCAAAAAGACUGGUACGCAACCAAUUCUUCUAUCGUCAGUUGGGAAAGCCAUGUCGUGUGUUUACUGCCAUUGUCGAUUUUGGCUUUAACUCGACGAUUUUCGUGGAUAAUGUAUACGACGAGAAAGGCAAUGACUUAAAAAGUUUUGUACUUCAACACAUUCUGUCGUACAUGGAUGAGCAUGUGGAAAUGCGCUUGAAAGAAUUAAUUAACACGUGCAAACCGUUUCCUGAAAGUGCCAAAGAGCCAAGCGAUGAGGAAGAGGAGCAGCAUUCCACAUACUCGACUGCCAACUAAUUAAGAAGAUGCUCACGCAUAGAUAACAUUUUAUAUUGUACUCCUCCAAAGAUUAAGCCAAAUAUAAUUUUACUUAAGGCGACGAGGAGAUUUUUGUGAAAUACACACGCAUUAAUUCGUUCAUUGCUUUAAUAAUAA